Molecule: messenger RNA, 2945 nt
Organism: Scatophagus argus
Lineage: Eukaryota; Metazoa; Chordata; Actinopteri; Scatophagidae
Product: cyclic AMP receptor-like protein A
Exons: 13
Coding region: 428-1336 (302 amino acids)
Biological process (GO): cell surface receptor signaling pathway; adenylate cyclase-activating G protein-coupled receptor signaling pathway
Cellular component (GO): plasma membrane
Molecular function (GO): G protein-coupled receptor activity
Source: RefSeq, a predicted model, not a curated record
UCCUUCUGUAUAAUAUCAGGGGGAUUUGCUCCCUUCACUGAAGAAGUGGCUUGGGUGCUUAUUCAGGCACUUCUCUCCUCCUGCUCGGACUAUUGCGGAUCCUUCCUUGCUAAAGCCCCACUGUCCAGCUCAUUAAGAAUGCUUCUGCCCACCUGUUUAACCCCCAUAACCUUUCUCACAUUGCUACACUUCUCAGUUUGCUACACUAGGACCAAACACGUCUUUGUUUGGGAGGGAUGAUGCAUUUUUUCGAUGACGUCUAGCUCUUGUUCAACUCAAGUUUGAAUGCACUUAUUAUAAGUUGCUUUGGACAAACAUCUCAGCCAAGUGAACAUAAUGUCAUGGUUUCUAAUGACUGCAUUUGACGGUGGUGAUUUUAACAGUAAAACGAGCCACAGGAGCCUUCUCUUUAGUGGGAUGCAUUUUCAUGCUGUAUGUGAUCUGGCUGCUUCGCAAGUAUCACUCUUUGGCUCAGAAGAUGAUUCUCAGCCUGACUGUAGCUGCCUUCUUUGACAGCAUAGCAUAUGUCAUGGGUGAGUCACAUCCGGAGGGGUCGCUUUGCGAUUUCCAGGCCUGGUGGCUAACGUACUUUGACUGGAGUGCCUUGGCCUGGGUGUGCCUCAUCACGCUGAACUUGUACCUCAACCUGGUCAGAGAAGUAAGCACCAACAGAUACGAGAUGUUGUACCAUCUGAUGGCGUGGGGGGUACCUCUGGUCAUGGCCUCUUUGCCACUGCUAAAGCGCUACUACGGUCCCGCGGGAGCCUGGUGCUGGAUCACAGACAAUCACGUAGCCUGGAGAUUUGGGAUAUGGUACGUGCCUCUGUUCAGCCUCAUCUUCCUGAUGAUCUGCUGCUACGCCAGGAUCAUCUACGUGGCCAACAAGAGGAUGCAGUCAUGGUUGGGAACCUUUAAUCCAGAAAGAGAGAGACGAAAGGUUUCCUUGGCUGAGGAGAUCAAGCCGCUGAAGUGGUAUCCCUCUGUUUACCUGCUGGUGUCUAUCUUUCCCCUCGUCAACAGGCUCCAUAAUGCCUUGUACCCUCAGGAUCCGUCCUUCUCUCUCACCCUGUUGCACGUUCUAUCAGCACCACUCCACGGAUUGGCCAAUGCCUUUGUCUUUGGCCUGGAUAGGGACUGGCGGAGCCUAUUGAGCCCUACUGGCAUGCAGCUGGCUCUGCAGUCGCGGCUGUGUGACAGGACUCGGAUCGGAGAGUACCACCCCGGGGCGGUGCGCUACACGCAGGCUGACCUGGCCGACCUCAGCGAUGACGACGACGAUGACACCAACGUGCUCUUCUACUCUCCUGACAUGACCCUGAAAGACAGAGGGCCCUGAGAGACAGGCCUGGGGGUGGGGGGGAGACAAAAGAGCUGGAGGAAAGGAGAAUGAAGGAGGGUCACAGCCGGGGAGAAGCGCAGCGGAUUAGAAACUGAGAAGGAGGAACAAGAGGUAGGGAGGGAAUGGAAAGGAAGAUUGGAGGGACAGUCAGGCAGAUAGAAGCCGGAGAUGAGCUGUCAGGUUCCAUUAUUAAUCCCCAUCCUUUACUAUUUAAUAUCCUAAAGUCUCACACACACACACACACACACACACAUAUACUGAGCUGAGCUGCAGCUCCCUGCAAUCCUACCAUCAGACAGGAGCAAGAAAAGAGCAGAUCUAAAGAUCCUCCUAAUGUUAAAGGCAUCUGCUGCAUCCCAGAGGUCUUGAAAUGAUUUCCCUCUCUGCACUGCCUCUCUUCAUCCCUGCGUUCUGUAGCGUUUUUAGCUCUGGCGCUUUGGAACAAAAAUUUAAAAAAAAAGACAUAAAGGACUGCUGAAAAGCAAUCAUAACAGGGUGUUAUUUUAGCAUUCGCAGCAAUUACCUUUUCACUUCUCUGCAGGGGAUGAGGUGAAAAGCAGGCCUCUUUAAAAGCACCCUGUGUGUCAGGCGUGAAAGCAUCUACGUCCGUGUGGAGACUGAUCUGACAGACCCAACAGUUUUCUGUUUGGGUGGGGGGGGGUGUCAAGUAUUCUACAUACAGGAGGGACAGGAGGCGGUUUUAAAAACAGACAAGGUGGCUAGUUAGGGCAAAUAAGUCCCAAAGCACAAGUGUCUCUUGCAGGGUCUCUCCUUCCUCAAACAGUAUUUGUUUUUCCGUUUGUCUUUGCAUAAGGAAUUACUGUUGAUGCAACUUUCACACAAGUAUUCCUUUGAAAGGAAUUAUUUUGUAUUUUUAUGGAACACUGCAUUUGUUUGUUGUAUUUAUAACAGAUCCAUGUACUGUAUAUAUUUAAGUGUACACUCUAUUUUUGUAUGUGCCUUGGACUGGAAUGUGUAGAAAAUGUUCCUCUUGGUCCAAACCUGCUGCUCUGGCGUGACAGUCGAGUAGAACCUGACUUGAUUCAUGUGUAGCCUUAUGAACAACUUGAAAAACAAUAUGUUAAAAAACAAAUACAUGCUCCUUUUAAGGUGCCUGUCAAAACAGGUUGGAAAGAUGACACACACACACACACACACACCGUAGUUAUGGCCUUUAAUGGAUCAUUGUCUCGUGGCCGUUGUCAGCGGUGCUGAGCUGUGAUUGGCAGGAUAAUAGAGUCACUUUAUAUUCAGCCUCAGCCCGUUUGGUUUUUGCCCAUAUCAAGGUGGUUUCAUCGCUGUCGCUGUGCACUUCCGGCUGUCAGCUGCCUCUCUGACACGUUGAACUAAUGAACCGGCCCCUGACCCUUUUCACCCUUGAGUUGUUGAGCUUUUCUGCUGGGCUUCAGUGAUACCAGAAUGCAACUUUGGUUUGCAUUUCGCAGAAUCCCUCCACUGUGCUACACACACACACACACACACACACACACACACACACACACACACAACUGCACUGUGCCCCUACCCCUCUUUCGGUACUGUUUCUGGUUUUACUUGACUGUGCACUCCAUCAAAUAAAUGAGCAGGAGAGACAUUUCAUAACAAA